Pezoporus flaviventris is the source of this 2035-nucleotide messenger RNA. RefSeq names its product DC-STAMP domain containing 1 (gene DCST1). The transcript has 14 exons. The coding region runs from base 139 to 2004 and encodes 621 amino acids. The record is from RefSeq and is a predicted model, not a curated record. Gene Ontology annotation, cellular component: membrane. Lineage: Eukaryota; Metazoa; Chordata; Aves; Psittaciformes; Psittacidae.
UCCUGGGUGCCAGCAUCGGGACCCUCCUUGGCCUUGGUGAGUGCUCCCGGUGCCAGGUGUGGCAGGGAGCUGGGGGUACCAGGGGCUCAGGGCGCAUCCACUGCUCUUCCAGGGCUCUGCCAGUUCUUCAUCGUCCCCAUGAACAUUACAGAGAUGCGUAAGGUGCAACUUUCCUAUGGGCUGGCAGGAGUGACUGCCUUGGGCUGGGCCAUGUCCCCCCACUUCCGCUGCGCCAGCCUGCUCGUGGUCCCCAAAUUCUUUGGCAAGGAGGGUCGGGUCUACAUCCUCUCCCUUGUCCUCGCUGCCAUCUACAACGGGCCCGUGGCCAACAUCUGGCACAACCUGGAGGAGGUGACGCACUCGCUGGGCUGCGUGGCAGAGCUGCAGGUCAACCACAGCCGCAUGCUGUGGCAGAUGUCCACGGCACCCCUGCGCAAGGUGAUGGAGGACAUGGCGAGGAGUGGGCAGAUGCUGAACUCUGAGGUGCAGAACAUUUCACGUGCCUUUGUGGGGCUCAAUGAGGAGGUGGCCAGCGAAGCUGGGUACGACCUGCGGCAGUCCCAGCGCACCAAGCCCCAGCUGGCACCCAGCACCCAGCAGCUCUAUGAGACCAAGACCAAGCUGCGCUGCAAUAAUGUGAUCGAGCUGGGCAUGCAGCACUGCCGGGACUGGUUUGACACCAAGUAUGAUGCUUGCAUGGAGCAGAUAUUCGUGCCCCUCAUCAACCACCUCCUCUGCCUGCCCAUGAAGUUCAAGUUCCUCUGCCACAUUGUGAAGGUUAUGAAUAGCUGGUGCAGGGACAAGAUCCCCGUGGAGGGCAACUUUGGGCAAACAUAUGACAUGAUGAACAGCUCAGUCAGCAACCUCAGCCAGGAGUUCAGCGCCAGCAUCGUCUUCCAGGAGGAUCACCGUGAGAUGCUGUUGGUCACCACCAAGGUGUCCGCAGAGCAGCUGAUGGAGGAAGUGACCUCACACUUCCAGGAGCACAGUGCCCGCCUGGGCCAGACUUUCUCCAUCUUCCGCCUGGUGCUCUCCUUCUCCUUCAUCCUCGUCUUCAUCACGGCUUUCUCCUACACCAAGCAGUACUGUCAGGACAUCUCCUACGACAACCUCUACAUCACCACCUACUUCCGUCAGAUCGAUGCGCGCCGCAGGAAGGAGCGCAAGCGGACGCUGCUGCCGCUGCUCCGUGCAGAGGCCUCGGCCUUCAUCUUCCCGUGCCGGCCCAUGGUGCAACCGCUGGAGCUGCAGAACAUGGUGCUGGAGCUGCUGGAGUGCAUCCCACCCCUGCUUUUCCUCCUGCUGGCCUGCGCCAUGGACCACGUGCUGGUCAGCAUGCUCAGCGCCAUCCAGCAGCACUCUUUUGUGCAGUACUCCUUCCACAGCAGCCACCACUUGUCCAUCCACGUUAUGGGCAGGUCCCUGAUGGCGCAGCUCCUGCGGAGCACCAUCGGCGCCCUCAACACCUCCUCUGACACCCUGCUGGAGACGUCCAACUUGGUGUGCCUGCCGAGGCCGCGCAGCAUGAGCCAGCACCAGUACCUGAGCAGCUGCCUGCCCUUGGCCAUGCUGGUGCUACUCUGCCUGGCCCAGGUCUACAUAUACCGCUUGCGCCGUGUCAUCGCCGCCUUCUACUUCCCCAAGAGGGAGAAGAGCCGCGUGCUCUACCUCUACAACAAGCUGCUGCAGCAGCGCCUGGACUUCAUCCAGCGACAGCGGAAGCGCAUUGUCCAGCGGGCACAGCAGCCCCCAGGACUGAGCACAGCGCUGGUGCACUGGUGCUGCCGCCGCUGGCCCUGUCUAAGCCGCUGGAUGCGCCGGAGCUGCACGGUGUGCGGGGUGCGUGUGGGGCCCCCAGAGCCCGCCUGCCCCACGCCCGCCUGCAUGGCCCCGUACUGCCGGCAGUGCUGGCAUGAGGCGGGAUGUGUCUGCCUGGCCUGUGCCCCCCCAGAGCCCCGCCUUGAUGCCGACAGCAGCGACGAGGGCAUGGGGUACACGGGCUGAGGGCAUGAGGCAAUAAAGUAUGUGAGACCCC